This is a messenger RNA of Trichoplusia ni (cabbage looper), 6954 nucleotides long. RefSeq lists its product as uncharacterized. Lineage: Eukaryota; Metazoa; Arthropoda; Insecta; Lepidoptera; Noctuidae. The transcript is spliced from 10 exons. The record is from RefSeq and is a predicted model, not a curated record. The coding region runs from base 5609 to 6922 and encodes 437 amino acids.
AACCAAAAUCUUUAUUGUCAUAUUUCAAUUUGAAACAUUGUACGUUAUUGUACGAGCGUAGACAGACAUUAACAUCACAAUUCGAGAACCUGGUUUGUAUCUGCCGGUCCAUUGCCCUUUAUACGAAUAAAUUUGGUAUUUCGCGUAAUACUACAUGAAUUCGGAUAAAGUGCGGUUGCAUCUAAAAUACAUAGGAUGAUACAGCAUCUAUUACAGAAAGCCAUACAAUUUUCAUAAAUCAUCAAUGAUUAUAAUAAUUAACAUUGCAGAAAAGUGUGAAUUACCUAGUCAGCGUUUUAAACAUGAACAAAUAUAUUCAUAUUAGGGAAUUUUCAAAGGGAAAAAGCACGUCAGAUCUGCCUUCCAUAAACAUCUGAAAAUAAUGAAACGCUACAGUCAGUCUCAGUCAAGUGUUAGACAGUUCAAUUCAUUAUUCAACAAUUUUGAGAUUUUCUCAGCCCACAGACGGGAAACGUUCAAACGACCAAACAGAAGACACAUUAAGUCGAUGGUCGUGUAGUUAAAGAGGUAUUGUUCUUUAUGACCGAGCUGGAAUGUUCUAGGUCUCUGCAUUCCACGUUCUAGCACGCAUCUCUAAUGUAAAGUGAUGCAGAGGAAGCUCGCAAACUCGCCGACAGAUGCGCGCAGCCCGCCCACUGUUUACGUGUGCCAUUUGGAAUUCUUAGACAAUAACAAGGCUUACUUAAAUUCAAAUACUGAUAUUGCACAUUAGCAAAUGUCUCUAAUAAACCUUUUGAACUUUAUGUCAAUACAUAAAUCAGGAAAGUAGUGGUUAGUAAUAAAAUUUUAUUAUCUUCUAUUAAGUAGAACAAACACGUCAAUCAAUGAGAUAGUCUAGACGCAGACGGUGCCAUCGGAGCGGUAACAACAGGAAAGCGAUUGAGAUUUUCUUUUACAGCCGGAUGCCCCAUCUCGGGGAAUCGAGAUUGCGAACUACGCGAACCUUGGUUAACGUGGCGGUUUGUGAGAGUGGGACUGGACUAGUAAUUGCUUAGUGUCGUUAAAUUUUGCAUUUAACUUUAACGUCGAUAGUUAUUACUCGAUCGAGAAUUAUUACGGCGAGUUACUAGAACUCGUCAACUUGCACGUGUGUAGGUAAGUAGGCAUUCGAACCUAAUUAAACGUUGGUUAUAGUUUAUUCUCCGGCCUGCGGCGAGCGAUUCCCACGAACCGCAGAAAGGCAGACCUGUCGCAUUAUCAUAUUAAAGGUAAAUCGUGUACAGGCGUGACGGAGUACCCAUUUCUGCAAACGUGCGGAGUGCGACGCGUUUAACUCACGCUUUAUGUGAUGUCGGACCUUGGCCAGCUUAAUUCAUCUCCGUUGUCAAUGUAAGCAAAUACCUACGUUUAUUUUUCUGAUAAUAAACUAUGACUUGCUACUGCUUGACAAUUAUUUAAUGUAAGUUUCCAUUGCGUACCUACUCAAAUUAAAGCUUACUUGUAAGUACUUAGAAUAAACGACUGCUCAAUCUUUCGAUAAUUUCCAGGAUGGUAUUUCUUUGAUAUGUAGCUAUUAGCACCAACACCCUAUAAGUUAUAACAUGCUAGUUGCUUCCUGCCCAGCGUGCCCAGUGCCCACUAAAGGAUGAGGUUUUAAGAAAGCAAUGUAAAACAUUGUAAGUACAUCGUGAGCCAAUAAACUGGAGUGUAUUAUCAAUCAGGAAAAGGCGCACUACACGUAGCAUUUAUGAGAUCGAUAUAAACAUAGGUUUAAAUAUCAGAAUUGUUGCUAAGGGGUAAAUACAGUGCGUGUGUAGUUGCUUUGUUACAUCGUGCAGCUUUUAUCACGCUGAUUUUCUACCAAAGUAGCAAAUAAGUUAUUAUCUUUAUGCAUAAAUAAUUGUUUUACACGAAUCUUAAAAACAAACUAAAAUAUCAUAAAAUCAAAUAUUCGCAAAAAAUAUUAGGUUUAAUGACAUCAUCAUUAAAACCUUAUGAGAACCUAGCCUUAUUCCACAUAUUGCUAAGUCCCAUUUGGAAAAUUAUAACAACUUGUUCAAGUCAUUAAAACAUUUAUUAUCUUGUAAACUCGCACAUUCAACAUGAGAUACAAAAGAUAAAUCACUACUGAUUGAAAUAAAUGGCUGGCUAACUAUGGAGCAUUAAGUCGAUCUAUUUGCAGCCAAUAAGUCCUAGUGCCAUUUUGGAAUAGUCAACUCGUGUAGAGUUUGUUUACGACUGUACAAAACAUUAUACAAGAACCUUGUUUAUAUUUAAUGUGACCCUAUUACAAGUUUCCAGUAAAAAGAUUUAUAAGCCCGUACAAAAAAGGAGUUCAAGUCUGAUCAUGCAAUAAUUUACGCAUGUUAAACGUUACCGAUCAGGGUAGUAAAGCUAAGCACGAACUUUCUAGAGCGUGACUUGUAAAUCUACAAAACAGAAUCAGUGCGGUCUUUGUAGGAAACAUCAAUACAUUUCGCCAAUGAGGAAUAAGUGGCGUGGCGAUGACCGCACUUUAUACGUACUAACGUACGAUUCGUUUCAAUCAAAUAAUGUCGCUCUAUAUAACUUGUUCGUUCGCUGUGUCAACUUUAAUACCAAUAAAGCAAGCCCAUAUAUCUAGACAACGAACAAGAUUUCAACGAAAAACAAAAUUUCCCAGUUUAAUUGCCUCGUUAAGCCCGGUUUGUUAUUUCACGCCUAUGCGUCAGUACAGCAAUUUAGGAUUGCACAAAUUUACUAAUUGAACAUAUGAAUGAACAUUACUAUCAGCAUACAGUAUCUCAAUUCAUAACAAGUACCACUGCUAAUAAUAAAGUACCGAGAACAAAUGAGUCAAUACGUUAAGAAGUAUCGCAGAUAUGUUUACUAGUUUAAGAUGCAAUAUUGUGAACGAAAAAGAAUAUGGAACACAUUAACAACAUUAUUCAACUCGUAUUUAUAAACUCUACAUUUUUAUAGACAGAUGUACCUAAACCAUACGUUUAUUGUAAAAAGCAUAUUAAAGGAUAUGAGUAUUCUUUACUAUCUCAAACGCAUUAUGAAUAAUGAAUAAAGAUAUGUCCACAACUGCCUGCAAGGGGACAGUUGACCACCCGUGUUGCGUCGCCCCCUCCUCCCGAGAGCAGACGCCUCAAAACCCACAUAACCUGUCACGGCCGGCUGUGGUCAGCAAUGGGAUGGACACGCUUUGCGGUAAUCGAAAAUUAUGAAUGUUUAAUUACUAUACCGACACAAUCACGACACUCAUGCUCCGGCGCCGCUUGUUAUCAUUUAUACAGACUUAACCCGUUUUCAACGCGUAUUUAUUGAUUCUUAGUAAUGACUUCAUAUGGUAACACGAGUUCUGUAUGUUACAAUUUAUGAGGUAUUUUUAAUGUAUUCGCAAUUAUAUGUCGCCACUGUGGCGUUAUUUAAAACCCAAUGUAAAUGAUAUAAGAAUGGCAAACUGCUUAUCAGCCUUUCAUAAAAGCAAACAAAUGUGUAGAUCUUAGUGCGAUAAGUGUCAUCGUGUAAAGUGUACGAACGGUUCACACAAAUUACACCUACGUCGAUACAAAUAAGUAUUUUAUAAGCAGUUAGAAAAGCGCACAGUUAGACCAAAAUGAAUAUGAAAAGCCGCACUUCUUUACCAGAGACCGCUUCCUACCGGGAUGUUCUGUGAGACUAUUGGUAUUCAUGAGUAUGGUAAUUUCUAUACACAAUAUUGUUGGACUGUGCCGCUAGCUUAGUACUAGAUACUAUAACCUAAUACAAUUUCUUUGUCUACCAUUUAGUUUAACAUAUCUUUUUUGAGAUUUUCGUAGCACAUUUUUCCGAAAACUAUGGGUAAAUUAAGAAUCUCACUUCAUCGUAAAAGUGAAGAUAUUCCUUUUAAUUUAUUAAUGCGAGUAUAUUUGCUGUUGGAAAUAAGUAAGUGCGUUCACUAGCAAGGAGGCACAAGAAUGAUAAAUUAGAAACUCGUUAGUUCGAAAAACGUAUGUACAGAUUGUGUCAUUCUAAUAAUAGAGAUCGAUAACAAGGACAGCAUGGGUCAAGUUAACACUGCACGGACACCGGAAUGACAGAGAUCACUGCGUCGACAAUUCACAAUCUGAUGCGGGUUCGACCCCCGUUUGUGUUAACAUAACUUUAUCAAUGUAAUGACACAAAAAGGUUACAGGAACUACAGAGAGUUAGACAAAAAAAUGUAGAAAUGUAUAAGUAAAAUAGUAGCGAAAGGAUCAUUUUAUUCAAAACCGAACAAAAUUUCCAAAAAUUUGUAUUAAAGAUAUUAUGACUUGACAUAAAAAGGACCUUAUGACUUUAGGUAAAUAAACUUAAAUUGGGCAAGUGAAGCAAAAACGGGUAUUAUUGUCUUAUCAGAAAAAAAAACAUUUUAAUGGUUUACCUUCGCUACUGACUGGCACUGUCAUCAUGUAACCAUGUAAAAUAAAUGGCUUAUAGCGCCCUUAUCUUUCCACGCCAUAAUAAGCCUUAUUUAUAUGCAGCGAGAAUUAUGAACGUAAUUACAUUACUAAGUACAGGAAUUAAGACUUUUAUUAAUAGUAUCGGCAAAGGUUAAAAAACUACUCAAGGUACCGCUUUCGUGUGAACUCUAAUCACAUGCAAUUACAUUUGCGCAAUUAAGAUGAAGCUACCUGCUUACUGCUAUCACAGACACAGACAAAAAUUAAAUGUUUAUAGCAAACAUUAAUCGACUCGACAACCAUUGAAGGGAAAGUUAAUUUAUGUAACUAAACGUAGCAAUAGAACCAAUAUUGAUUAAGAUGAUCGAUGAAGAUUUGGAUUCUUCAAGUCUCCGACGUGACGCAAUAUAGACAAGUGUUUAAAACACACAAGUACCCGCCGGCGUACUUACAACAUGCGACAUCAUUUUACUGUAAAGCUCUGGCCAUAAAGAACGUCUUCUUCUUUUAAUUAACAUCUUAUCAAGGGAUUCGUUUAUAAGAAUCCAAUACACAAUUUAUGAGCGGUAUAACAUGGACUUUCUCACGCAGUUUGCUGACCAGCGUCAGCACACCUUAUUUUAUGGCAGCUAAUCAUUUCAUCUUAAUUCUUAGAAAGUUCUUUUCUAUGUAUGUACCUAUAAUGUAUGUUUGUAGGUUGCUCUAGCUAGUAGUAAGCCCAGCGACUAACCAGCGAUGCCACAUUUGCAACCAGUUACUUAAUGACCGUAUCAUAUUCCUAGAAACCUUAUUAAAAUAAUUGGUUUAAGAAAAUUCAAAAAAAGAUAAAUCUAUCUACAAUAAAUGUGCAUACGAAAAGUGUACAUCUUAAAUAAGGGUAAGAUGUUCCAAAAAGAACUCGCAUUUAGGUAAUAAGGACCCUGAAAACGAUGAUUCAGGGAGGCUUCAGUGCGAGGGCGGGCGGGGAGGUGCGCGUACGCACGCGGCGCGGGCUGACGCGGGCCGGCGCGGCUGCCGGCCGCCAGAGCCGCUGCGGAAGCUGCGGCAAGCGCACCUGUAGCGCGACCUCCGCGAUACCACAAACAAUCCUCACGCGACACGCGCGGUACAAAUUACGAAAACAUUACUAUUACCGAUAUAUUCUCUGUGACAUGACUAUCAGUGACUGUUCAGUGAGAGUGUCUCCAGAAAACGCCUAGAAGACGCAUCUACAAUCUGGAUCAACCCUAGACGGGGCGAUGUUAAGAGCGGCAUUGGCGGCGUUGGCGUGCCUCUGCGUGGCGCGCGCUUCGCCUGGCGAGCACAGCUUACGAGUGUACGGGUUAAGCACACAGAACCCCAAGGACGUCACGACUAUUCUGGCGACUAUAGAAGAAAGACUCCGGGUUUUAGAUACUAUCAGUGCUGUUCAAGCGAAGCAAGCACGACGUCUCGACGUAAUUCAAGAUAAACUUGAUCGCAUGGAAAAUACAUUGACUUUAAAAUUAGAAAGAGCUCAAUUAACAGCAGAAAGACUUGAGCAUAGGUUGCACAUGCUACAAAACAAUGUACAGACAACCAUCAAAGAGAGCAGUGAGAAGCUUGAGCGUAGUCAAAUGAAGAUAGCGGACCUAGCUCGCAACUUAACUAACCAUAUUGUAGCACAUAAGCAUUUUUUAGAAAAGGUGAACGGGGCAUACACAGAUACGUGGCACCGAAGCCUGGUGUUAGAGUCUUUGAUGCGAGACGGUCUGUCGUUAGUGAACGUGACGAGGCGAGAGCUAGCUGACGGACUCAGAGCUCUAGCUCGACGCCAAAGAGAUGCAAGAAUGAACUCAGCAGAUUUAGAAGCUAUCUUCACAAAGAGACUUAGCGACAACUCUUAUAAAAUCGACCUUAAGAUGCAGGAGCUUUUAGAAGCACAGAAACGUUUUGUUGAUUCAUGUCAGCAAGUCCAACAAGACGAUCCGAAGCAUGUGACGGAUGUACUAGACAAACUAAUAGAGUCACUAAUUAAACUAACAUCUUCGACAUUCCACGAACUUAAAAAGAUUCAAGACGAUAUAAAUAAGUAUGACAAUAGAGUAAUUAAAAUCAUCAACGCUACGCGGGUGCCACAGGCCGAUGUCACCUGUCGUCGCUUAGAAAGCGCCUUCCGCAAUACAUCCCACACAAUCCUAAAAGAGAAUGAAUUGCGUCAACUGACAGAAAAGUUCGUUUCGUUGACGGACCGAGCCGACGCUGCUCUGCAACGAUUAGAGGCACAAAUGAAGGAAGAUCCGGAAGAACCAGUACCAGCGUCAGACGUGACCGCCGCUGCUGACAGACUAUUGCAAAAACUCCAAGGAAUCAAUAGUGAGGAGUCAGACGAAGAAUACAAUUGGGAGGACGAUGACGCUGGCUACUUCGACGACGGCGGGGGCGGCGACAUAAUGGGCUCUGACAAGGAGAUCCUGAGCAGGAGCCCUGCGCGCAGGACGAGGACCACGACCGUGCGGCCGCUCCACCGGCGACAUCUGCACAACCACCCCUACGACCGCGGUCCCAAACUCAAAAACCCCUCCGCGUCAUAAAUUAAGAUUUUAAUUAUAAUUAUGAAGAAGCC